Molecule: messenger RNA, 612 nt
Organism: Meloidogyne enterolobii
Lineage: Eukaryota; Metazoa; Nematoda; Chromadorea; Rhabditida; Meloidogynidae
Source: the annotation of a GenBank genome assembly
AUGGCUUCUAAUUACUGCUAUUGCUAUACUCUUCUUUUACGUCAGAGUUAUAAUCAUUAUAUUCACAAAAAUAUGGAAAGAGAAACACCGAUAGAAUGCUCAAUUUCAUCAUAUUCAAAAUCAGUUCAAAUCGUUUUAGAUAAUAAAGAAUUAAUUGAAGAAGCUACAUUUAUAGUUUUCAUUUAUUAUUUCUUACGAAAGCGUCCAUCAUUUCAAGAAUAUAUCAAAUCUUUAAAUUCUGAAAAAUUUCUUGCAAGAAUUGGAGGUGUUUUUGGCAAAGCAAAGGCAUAUACUGUCCAUCUAUACUUUCCUGGUUUACUUAUUCCUAAAUAUGAAUGUCAAGACUUGUUUUAUAGCAGCUUGUACAAACAUUAUUUUACAACAGAAAGUAUAGUAGAGAAAUGGCACAUGAAAAUGGUUAUUGACAAUUAUCUAAUUAAAGAUUGGAUAGACGAAUAUAAAAAAAAUAAAAAGGAAUUGGAAGUAAAUUCUAUUGAUAAAUUUUGGAAUAAAAAUUCCGAAAAAUUUUGGAACAAAGGCAUAAUGAAUGGAAACAUAGAAGAUGCGAAUUAUGAAAAAGAAUUAAUUGAGGUUAUUAAAAUAGAAUAUUAA